AUCAUCAAAUAAAUAAAUAAAUAUAUUGCCGUCAUCGGCACAUGAUUCUUAAUCCGAUGGCAAACUGUUAGCUGCUGUUAGCUUACACAUUUUAUCAGCGACACAGUGAUAAUGAAUACAUUGAUGGAUACCAUUUAUUCCUAAAUAAAAAAAUUCGCAGGAAAUGUUUCUGUUUUAUUGGAUACUUUUUAUUCACAUAAUACUGAAUUGUACGGGAAAACCUCCAAAAAACAUUUGUUCGUAUAAAGAAGACCAUUUGCUUUGUAAAAAACAUCUGCCAGAUAUUCAAUAUCCGAGUAAAGCGUCAAUUUUGGAGCUGCACGAUGUACGUUGGCAGCAUCUCAGUUUGGAGGAACUGAUUCGAAAAUUUCCCAACGUUAGUAGUGUUACGAUAAACGGGGGAAGUAUUCAAAGUCUGGAACCACCAAUGAACAGCAACAAUAAAAUUCAAAUUUUAAAAUUGAAACAUUUGAAAAUUGAAUCGAUUCAACCAGAUUUGUUUGUGAAUUUGAAAAAUCUGACCACACUGAAUCUUGAAGGGAACAACAUCAAAGAGUUGAAUGAAAAUAUUACGUUUGAAGGGAUUUCAAAUUUAUAUUUAUCUGAUAACAAGUGGAAUUGCAGCAGCAAUUUAGCGUGGGCAAUAAACUACGAGACGAUAAUAAAAGAUGCGAAUAAAAUUCGAUGUCAUAUUGGGUAUACGGGAAAACCAUUAGUUCCGAUCGCACAUUUCCUGAGAGGUAUAUCAUCGGAUUGUCCGGAAUCGUGUGUCUGUUCGAUGUCUCAGGUGUUACAGAAACUGAACUCGACUCGUUUGGAACCGAUGAUUUUGGUUAACUGUUCCGGUCGCGGUUUGCGGCAGUUGCCGUCGAAAAUUCCCCCAGAAACAAUGAUGAUCCAUUUGGAAAACAACGACAUAUCGAAUGUGGAACCGUUGAAAUCGAACAAAUUGUAUAGAUCCGUUGUCGAUAUUUUCCUAGACAACAAUUCCAUAACCGGCAUCGAAGAGUUAGAGGGUACCUAUUGGUUUCACAACUUUCGAGUUCUCUCGUUAAGCGGAAACAAACUGACGGAGUUACCGCCGUACGCAUUGGAUAACGCAAUGGAAUGCAAUAAAAAUGCGUUGGCCAUUCAACUAAGUUUGGGUGGAAAUCCUUGGAGAUGCGACUGCGUGUUUACACCUGAAUUUCAGGAACUACUUGUGAAAUACGCCACUAACAUUAAGGAUGUUAAAGACAUUAAAUGUUCCUAUGUGGAAGGCGACGAGAAUUCUUUAUUACCGAUCAUCGAUUUAUCGAGAAGUUCAGUCUGUCGAUAUCCGAGUGAAUAUUCGGUUCAAGAAGCUUUAGAUCUAUUAAAUGCCGUUUUGGCGAGUUUAAUAGUUUUUGUUGUAGGAAAAUUGGCAUAUGAUUAUUAUCAUUUUAAAAAAACCGGAAGACUGCCCUGGAUUGUAACAAAAAUUCCGUAGUUCUAUUUAAAUAAAAUGAAUAAAUCAUUAAAUAAUAAUAAGCAAUUAUUUUAUUACAAUUUAACAAAUUCGGAUAUUAUUCAGAAUGAGUAACAAACGAGUUAUUCAUACAGAAAUAAAUAUUUCAUAAAACGAGGACGCGACGCGUCUUCAAGGAAUAACAUACCCGAAUUUCACGAACAAACAUUUAUUUAUGUAAUUUAAUUUAUGAUUGUAUGCUUAAAAUAUAAAUUAUUUUUAUACAAAGUGA
Aethina tumida (small hive beetle) is the source of this 1718-nucleotide messenger RNA. It is a transcript of the gene swi2, whose product is annotated as protein singed wings 2. Gene Ontology annotation, molecular function: protein binding. Gene Ontology annotation, cellular component: plasma membrane. The coding region runs from base 164 to 1468 and encodes 434 amino acids. Lineage: Eukaryota; Metazoa; Arthropoda; Insecta; Coleoptera; Nitidulidae. The record is from RefSeq and is a predicted model, not a curated record. The transcript has 9 exons.